GGGACUGCCUUGACUAGGUUCUGUUCGCGCUGAAUGGGCCGCGGCGGCCGCGUGACGUGGCAGGGCCGGAGCCUGAGAGCCAGAGCUGGCGCUUCUACCCCGGUAUCCUGGCCAGUUUCGCCCCACGGAGGCCUUUCCUGGAGCUCAUCCUACACGCCGGCCAGCGAGCAGUCCCUGCUACCCUUCUUCAUAAGUUCUUCCUCUUUCCUCUGGCUCAGUUUCCCCGAGCGGGAAAGGAGACUCGGGAACGCCCCAAACCCUUUCUACUUCUGCCCAUCGCAGGUGCCACUCCCGUCAUGGGCCUGACCAUCUCCUCCCUCGUUCCCCGCCGCGUCGGCAAGAAGCAGAUGCGCAUUUUGAUGGUUGGAUUGGAUGCUGCUGGCAAGACGACCAUUCUGUAUAAACUGAAGUUAGGAGAGAUCAUUAACACCAUUCCUACCAUUGGUUUUAAUGUGGAAACUGUAGAAUAUAAGAACAUUUGCUUCACAGUAUGGGAUGUUGGUGGUCAAGAUAGAAUAAGGCGACUCUGGAGGCAUUACUUCCAAAAUACCCAGGGUCUUAUUUUUGUUGUAGAUAGCAAUGAUCGUGAAAGAAUUCAAGAAGCAGCAAAAGAGCUGCAUGAAAUGCUUCAGGAAGAUGAGUUGCGAGAUGCAGUGCUGCUGCUUUUUGCUAACAAACAGGAUUUGCCGAAUGCUAUGACCAUCAGCGAAAUGACAGAUAAAUUGGGUCUUCAGUCUCUUUGCAACAGAACUUGGUAUGUACAAGCCACUUGUGCUACACAAGGAACUGGUCUGUAUGAGGGGCUUGACUGGCUGUCAAAUGAGCUUACAAAACGUUAAGUGAAACUGGACAUCUAACCAAGGACAUGUGGGAUAAAAUUGGUCUAGCCUUCUUAAGGACAUGGUUAGUUUCCAUCUUGGUAAUUAAGCAGUUUCUGGGACUGGUUUGGGCAGAAUAUUCUACUGUUGGAAUUUACAUUGUUGCCAAUUAUUGUUUACAAGGUGUAGUGUUGCUACAUAGCAACAUGCUUGAUUUAAACAAAUUCUUGGGGGAAAAAGUGUCCUCUUCAUUUCACUUCCUGUCAGCCUCCCUGUCUGGACAUAGCUAUUGUGACACUUUUAAAUAAAUGCCUUUUGAAUAUUUUUUGAGACCACAA
Molecule: messenger RNA, 1156 nt
Organism: Tupaia belangeri chinensis (Chinese tree shrew)
Lineage: Eukaryota; Metazoa; Chordata; Mammalia; Scandentia; Tupaiidae
Product: ADP-ribosylation factor 4
Exons: 6
Coding region: 297-839 (180 amino acids)
Molecular function (GO): GTPase activity; GTP binding
Source: RefSeq, a predicted model, not a curated record